AUGUAUCAUCAUGACCUCCUGUUCUUCUUUUUGUCACCAGGAUCUGUUUUUACCCUAAAAGUUCAAGUAAAUGACGUCAUCAGCCAUCAGUACCUGCGACAAGCGGUGGUAGAGGUGUUUGUUAACUACAGCCUGACAAAUUCUACUCUUACUGGGAACAAUGGAGCAGUGCUGGUAAAAGUCCCCUACAAAUUGGGAUUAAGCCUAACUAUUGUCUCAUACAAGGAUGGCUACCUGCUGACACCUUUGCCUUGGAAGACUGCGAGAAUGCCAAUCUACUCGUCCGUGACGCUCUCAUUAUUCCCACAAAGUCAAGCUAAUAUAUGGCUGUUUGAAGAUACUGUCUUAAUUACUGGGAAACUGUCUGAUGCCAGAUCUCAACCGAGUGUUCAGUUUCCAAAAUCUUUAAUGAAGCUUCCAACAAAUCACAUUGCAAAUGUUACAGCCUAUCUGACAGUGCCAGAGCAAUUUUUGAAAGUGGACAGCUUUCUCUAUACAACAGGAAUUAUUCUAAAUAAAUCAGGUUUCAAAAGCAUGGAAUUAACUCCUAUUGCUGCCAUAUGUGCAAAUGUUCUUUUGGCUGGGAAAGAACUGAACAUAAAGGGUCCCAUUCAGAUUACACUUCCUCUUCCCACAACUACUGUAAAAUCAGGAGAUGCUGUACCUGCCUGGACAUUUGAUAUGAAAAUUGGUGCUUGGGUAAACCGUGGGCUAGGAAUGGUGAAGGAACUGGAAGGCCAGUUAGUAUGGACAUACACUGCUCAGCACUUGGGCUACUGGAUAGCAGCUCCACUGCCUGGAACAAGAGAAUCCAUUAUUAGUGCUGUUUCCAAGGACAUAACAGCGUAUCACACCGUGUUCCUUACGGCCAUACUGGGAGGAACUGUUGUCAUUAUCAUUGGAUUUUUUGCUGUUCUUCUUUGUUACUGCAGGGAUAAAUGUCGUCGGACACAGAAGAAGGAAAAAAACUCAACCAAGCUGGAGGUCAUAAAAAAAGACCAGACAACGUCAACAACUCACAUAAAUCACAUCAGUGCUGUCAAAGGGUCUCUGAAGCUGGAGGAUAAAUCCCAGUUAUAUACACCGAAGAUUUCUUCAUACAGCCCUCAAAGGAGGCUGUCCAUAGACACAGAAGAUGGAAAAUCACAAGACAAUUUUAAAAUCUACUCAGAGGAUGCUUCUUAUCAGUCAUCCUGUCAGACUGGUCAGGCAGGAAAUUCAGCCCAUUCAGUGGAGCCUAGUGCUGGAGUGAGGCUUUUACAGCAGCCAAAGCACAGUAACAGUACUGUUUCCCAGGCUCCUAGGGACAUUCCAGACCAAAAUAGGUACCUUUCACUGAAAGAGGAGAUGUAUGGGCUUUCCCAUAUCCCAGAACAUUUAAUGCAUAUUUACAAUCAGCCCAUUGCUAUUCUUCAAACCUCAGACCUUUUCCACUCCCCAGAACAACUGCAUCCUGCUAAAUCAGCAACUUUGCCAAGGAAAGGGCAGCUGGUGUAUGGCCCCAUGAUGGAACCCAUGAAUCGGGACACUUACAUGCAAACACUGCCCAAAAUGCCAGUGCACUCUCAUCCCCAGCCUUCUGCCUGCAGAGAUGAGAACAGUGCCCUGGAUGGUGAAGAGGGCUUGCCCUCCCAAACAACCAACUGGGGCCGGUACACUAACAGCUUACUGGAAUCUGUCUCUGUUCCUGGGACACUGAACGAAGCAGUUGUAAUGACUCCAUUUUCAUCCGAACUUCAAGGGAUUUCAGAGCAAACGCUGCUGGAGCUCUCUAAAGGAAAACCAUCUCCGCAUCCUCGAGCAUGGUUUGUGUCCUUGGAUGGGAAGCCAAUUGCUCAAGUGAGGCAUUCUUUCAUAGAUCUGAAAAAGGGCAAAAAAACUGAGAGUAAUGAUACCAGUCUGGACUCUGGUGUGGACAUGAAUGAGCAUCAUCCUAACAGGAAACUGGAGAGAGAGAAAACUUUCAUUAAAAGUAUGCCACAUUCUAAGAUUCUUUACUUGGAAGAUCUGGAUCUGAGUAGCAGUGAAAGUGGGACCACAGUUUGCACUCCAGAGGACCAGGCUGUGAGACACAUUAUAGAAGGAGGGAAAGGGUCAGUCCUAGAACAACAUAAUGAGGAAGGUCUAAGGAAAAAAUCUCUACCAGGAAGUCAUGAAUCUGGUAUCCCUUCUGCUAAAAUAAGGGAUAGACCACCUCUCAUGAAAAGGGAUAGCAAAACCAAUAUCUGGAAGAAAAGAGAGGAGAGGCCGCUUAUUCCUAUAAAUUAAAACACAAUGUGCUUUGUGCUGUUGCUCUCCCUGCUGGUUGUUGAUCUCUUGCCUGCUUCUGUAAUUCUGCAGUGUUGGGUUUACAAGGGAAAUGUUGUUUUCUAGUAUCAAGAAAAGUUUCAUUUUUUAGCAUA
Pyrgilauda ruficollis (rufous-necked snowfinch) is the source of this 2402-nucleotide messenger RNA. RefSeq names its product family with sequence similarity 171 member B (gene FAM171B). The transcript is spliced from 7 exons. Bases 1 to 2268 code for a protein of 755 amino acids. The record is from RefSeq and is a predicted model, not a curated record. NCBI's taxonomy places the organism in Eukaryota, Metazoa, Chordata, Aves, Passeriformes, Passeridae.